Molecule: messenger RNA, 1908 nt
Organism: Mercenaria mercenaria
Lineage: Eukaryota; Metazoa; Mollusca; Bivalvia; Venerida; Veneridae
Exons: 3
Coding region: 150-1067 (305 amino acids)
Source: RefSeq, a predicted model, not a curated record
UACAAUGACGUAACAUCAUAACAAAACAUACGGGAAACGUCGUAAAAAGACGUUGCGGCAAACUUCAAGAUUUGUAUUUUUUUCAAAAGUUUGUAAUAAAUAGUUGAUUGCACACAUUUUUAUUCUUCCAAUUUUAUCAAAUUCCAGCAAUGAACAUCGGUCCUGAUUCUGUUGUAGUUGGCUUUACAAGCAGUCUAGCUGGAGUUAUAAUAUUACUUGUAUUCGCCUCAAUUAUCUGGUUUAUAAGAAGAGAAGUCAGAGGCAAGCAUUAUGGGAACCCUAAAGUGUCUAGCAGAGACACCUCAGCGCCCAUAUAUGACGACAUACCAGAUAAUGAUGAUACAACAGAGGUAAGCCGUGUUAGUGGUAGCCAUUUAUACAUGGAAGUUGGUACCGCCCAUACACCUAGGGGUAUACAUGAAUAUGGACCUAAAAAGCUUAACAGUUCUGAUACUGGAAUUUCUUGUAAUUGGGCAAAAACACUUGCAGUUUUUGAAGCCAUUAGUGACACCCCACUUGUUUGUGCAAAGGCUCUUAGUAUGUAUACAUUGCAUUCGGAAGUCAGUAAUUACAACAAUAGCGAUGUUAUUCAUACAUCCAGCUUCGUUUCUUUAGAUAAUGCUGAGGUUCACAGAAAAAGUUCAAACCUAUCAAGAAAAUAUUAUGAAGUACCUGACAAAAUAACUGGUGUAAAUUAUAACCUUACAAUUGAAAGGAACCAUACCAAUGACGACAAUGAAAUUCCAAUAUCCAGUGCAUGUCCUACUGCUGAGAUUGCCGAAGCAGACGGUGCAAGUCUAUCCGGACAAUGUAACACACUGGCUGACUCAACUACAAGUCCAACAAGAGAUUCAAAGAGAACACGGAACAACGAUUUGAUUUCCACAAGAAAUAACGAAAUAGAUGUUAGUGACAACAACCAAACACUACAAAAGGCUAAAGAAGACAAAUACAAUUUAAGACCGCCUGGAUUUCAUAUCGACAUGCCGUUGGAAACACAUCAAACGCAAGAGAAUUUAUAUGAAGAAGACAGUGUCACUUUAAAUUAUAUACAUCCAGUUAACUAAAAUUAUAAUAAUAUUUGAAACAAAAGCUACCUUUCUUUCGAAAUGAAAAAGAAUUUUCUGAAGAUUGAAGAUUUAUCCUUUAAACAGGGAUCCUCGGAUACUAAAUUUUUGAUAAAACCAGUUUGUCCUAAAAUGUAGGAAUGAUGGCAAAAACGAUAUUUUGUAGCAUUUUUUCAAAACGUUAUAAACGUACAUUAAUAAACCAGCGAUGUAAUAUAAUUUAGUAAAACAAAGACACUAUUUUGCAAAAAGGAAAUGCGUUUAUAGUAAUUGUGUUUGUUAAGGGACGGAAAUGAACACAUGUUCAUGAUACUAGGUAAUGUGCGGAAGCGGCUACAUGUUGAUGCUAUUGCCUAGGAGGCAACUGAACUUUAAACAUGUGCUAUUAAUUUAGUUAAAUUGUUUCUGUAAACAAAAGGUUUUAUAGUUAAAUAAAAUACGGCUUAUUUUUGUAUUACACGUCCUAGAAAUAAAUCUUACAAUGUAUAUUAUCAUUGGUGUAUCAGUUGAUAUGAAAUCUUUGGGCGUUGUUGAUGUCGUCUGCAACAUUCCUGAGAAAUUGAAGAUAAAAAUACGGAGGAUGCACUGUGCAUAUGUAAUCCAUGUCCUUUACACAUCUGAACAGAAACAAUUUCCUUACGGAAUGUUGAACCGCUCACAACAUACAACAGAAAAUUAAUUGAAGCAACGUACUGAUUAAUAAUUCCCAAAAUCUCAGCUUUAUCUCGGACAAAUAGCUGUUGAAAUUAGAACAAACAAUUUAAUUUAAAUAUGCAGCUUUGUAGGGCAAGCAUACGAGAUAAACUGCAACAGGACAUGUGUUCGUAAAGUAGGGGAACUU